Messenger RNA from Trypanosoma brucei brucei TREU927, 1110 nucleotides. RefSeq names its product procyclin-associated gene 4 protein. Lineage: Eukaryota; Euglenozoa; Kinetoplastea; Trypanosomatida; Trypanosomatidae. The record is from RefSeq and is a predicted model, not a curated record. Gene Ontology annotation, biological process: symbiont-mediated evasion of host immune response. Bases 1 to 1110 code for a protein of 369 amino acids. The transcript has a single exon.
AUGAGGUUCAUGCUAAGGUUAGUUAUGUUGCUUGGUGUCCCCGUUGUAUUUGCGGAUGUGGCUACUAUUGAUAACAAACCACUGUCUAACAAAACAGUAGAGAGCAUUUGUGAUUUGUCAAAGAUGUUGAAAUUUGGGGUUCGUGCUUAUGUCCUCAGUAAGACAAGGGAAGUGGAAGAGAAGUUGAAAGAGGUGACAAUAGUAGGGAAUUAUGCGAAGCUGAAGAUGCUGACGGGUAAUUUAAGUGGCUUUGAGUGCGCCCAAAAGAAAAUAUACGUUACACAUACACUGGAAACGAAAAGGGCAAGGAUCAGUGAUUUGUUUAGGGACAUGUGGAGCACAGGGGCGAAGCUGGUAGGCUCGUCAGGUCUUGUAGCAGGGAGGUUGGACGAGUUGGUAAAUGUGUUUGCAAGUGCAUGGGCGAACGAAAGUCAUUACUGUGCCCAAGGCUUUAAAAAAAUUGUUACUUGCAAUACAUCAAAAGAUAGUAGUGUGUCCUUAGAAGAUUUUGACCGCAAGGGUCUAGCAAGUAUUGUGGAUGAAACACUCAGCAUUAACAGCGAUGAAGUGUUAGAAAACAAGAGCACUAGUUGCCUGCUAACUCAGGGGUUCAAUGGGGGAGGAUAUCUGAAAUACUCAAACAGCCAAGAUCAAACUAAGAGUUCCGGACUGAAAAGGAAUCUUGUUUGGGGUGACGGAAUAUUUGGUAUCAGGAGAGACGGAAAUGGUAGUACCUCGUCUCAAGGUAUUGUUUCUAGUGCAGAGUAUCCGACGGAUGUCAUGUGGGAGCACCAGCCAUCAAAAAUGAUUCCCAUUAUCAAAUCGACAGUGAAAGAUUUUGUAGACUUUCAAAAAGGCUUUAAGGAAAUUGGCGUUGAGUUGAGGGCCCUUUUUAAGGAGUUGAAAGCGAAGGGUAUGAUGACCACUGUGGCUGACAGUGAUAUUGCCGACAGUGAUCAGCAGCUACUGAACCACAAUUUCAAGAUGUGCGGGAAGUUUUCUGUUGGAAAGGGAGAUUAUUUUAAAGGGAGUGGGGUAGUGGGUCAUACCACGUUGGGUGGAAACUGCAUGCGUGCUGUUUUUUUUGUAUUCUCUGUGGUAUUGUGGUAA